This is a messenger RNA of Penicillium lagena, 543 nucleotides long. RefSeq lists its product as uncharacterized. The transcript has 3 exons. Lineage: Eukaryota; Fungi; Ascomycota; Eurotiomycetes; Eurotiales; Aspergillaceae. Bases 1 to 543 code for a protein of 180 amino acids. The record is from RefSeq and is a predicted model, not a curated record.
AUGCAGUCUAAGCUGCAGCCCGAGAACCUGUUCUGUGCUUAUCCCAUCUCGUCCUCUGCUGACGAAAAGGGCGUAGUCUUCUUCCGCCCAUGGACCGACCUAGUGACGUCAUCUACAAGUGCCUCAAGACCAGCCAAACUGUUGCUAGACCUCACACUGCCCGAGAAUGCCAGAAGUCAUCGAAUCCAGGACCUGCAGCAACAGAGAGUCUUCCACUUCGUCUGCUCUGCUUCCGGACUCGACGCCUGUUCCCGUCGUGACCUCCCUCAACCCCCGGAGUCAGCUCGUGCUUCGCGCCGGGUCGCGAACCGACGUGAUAUAUAUCGCUUAAUAGCCAUCCACUCGGCGACUUCGCGCGCGACCUCGGGGAGGUCCCCCCUCCAGCAGCACCUCGGAGCAUUAUCGCCCUGCGGGAGCAUCGUCAGCGAACGCAUUACGAGCAUCGAGGGAACUCGCCGCCAACAACGGUCUUCGAUAUACAUACAAACUCACGAAACCCCGGUGCACGAUAUCCGCGGGACUACUCGGACUCGCCGUCGAUAA